Molecule: messenger RNA, 4828 nt
Organism: Amphiprion ocellaris (clown anemonefish)
Lineage: Eukaryota; Metazoa; Chordata; Actinopteri; Pomacentridae
Gene: pbxip1a
Product: pre-B-cell leukemia homeobox interacting protein 1a
Exons: 11
Coding region: 357-2822 (821 amino acids)
Source: RefSeq, a predicted model, not a curated record
CAAGGAGAGGCUGUCCACCAUCACCUGCCACUUCCACCUGCGGACGUCAAUCACGCCGCGUUGCACGUCGCUUCCCCUGACACGACAUUCUUCUCUGAUUGGCCCGGCCGCGCUUCGGGGGCGGGAGCUCCGCUGCCCUUCCAGACAUUCGAUUGGACGUCAGGCGCCUUGGCCGACGUGACGCAGCCUGGAAUUCCCAAAGUUCCCAAGUUCACGGGAAGAGAGGAACGUUGUUCCUGCUGGCAAACUAAACGUUUCUGGAGGAAAAAACAGCGAGCGGCUCAAGUGUGAGCCAGCGGGGAUAUCGUGAAGCCGAAUCCGUUCCGUGCUGUGCCAAUUCGAGCCUGACGAGGGCGAUGUCCGACAACAGCAACAGCACCGGCAGCACAGGCUCCUCCACCAACAGCUGGACCCUCCUCUCCCCCGAGGAGGCUGCAGUUGAGAAUGUGGGGCCUGUGGACGAUGGCACGGAGAGCCUGGGCGACGUCCCCAGUCUCUCUGAGGAGCUGGCAGGAGCCGCUGCUGAAUUCAAACCAGGUGACAUACCUGCAGAAACUGUCCUAUCUGAGGAGGGCCAUCAGGUGUGUCAAGAGACCUCCCCAGAGUCCAGUGAGGGUCCCGUCCCUUCUAGUCCAUCCCGACUGAGCCCUCUUCCACUGAACCUCCUGGAUCCUCCCGACCUCGACCUGGAGAGUCAGCCUCCAGUCAUCCAUGACAUUGUAACCAGCUCCCCCAGUGACAACGAGAACCAAGGAGCCAUGCCGUUUGUCACCAACAUUGAUUUGGGAGCGCAACUUGAUAUUCCAGUUGUUGAAAUCCCCUCAGCUGAGCCUGAAGAGUCCUGCUCUGCUGCAGUCAUGACUGAGACCUCUGUGGAGCAUGCACUAGACCCGGCCGCUGAUAUUGGACCGAUUCCUGCAAUUUCUGCUGAACCCGAGGUUAACGUCCCCACAGAGACCCUGGCAGCCACUGAUGCUCCGUCUCAUGUUGAAGCUGAUGUCAGCUUUGUUCCAGAGCCAUCAAGCUUAGUCCCAGAGAGCCUGGUGACAGAACAAUCCAGUGAAGAAAGUCCUGCUCCAGAGACCGUUGGUUCAGCUGAGGCAGAGGAGGAGGAGGAGGCUGCUGUUGAAGAGGAGCCAGCAAAGCUAUCCGAGACAGAAUUCCAAGAUGAGAGAGAAGAAGAAGAAGAAGAGCCAUCCAGCAGUUUUGAUUUGGGCGACUCCAGCAGCAUCGAUGACGGACUGAGGAGGAGGAAUGUGCCCUCCUUUGAGGCACCAAGACCAAGAACCUCCGACGAGGAAGACGAGGAAGAGGAAGUAGAGUUUAAGCUGGCUGAGAAGAAGGAAGACAAGCCGUGGCUCUCGAUGAACAAAUGCAUUGUGGGUGCACUGGUCCUGCUCUUCUUAGGUUCCCUGUUUCUCUCAGGUUUCCUCUCUGACGUGGAUAAGGGACCUCCAGUGGAGAUAAUUUUUAAGUGUGACUAUGACGACUCUGAACUGGGUGAUGGAGAACAAAGCCAGGACUGGCUUAGCGGUGAUCCACAGGAUAUGAAAGAGCUAUUGGAUAAACUGACACAGGAAAACCAACAAAUCACUCAGCUAGAGGCUCAACUGAAGUCUCAGAAAGAAGAACUGGACUUGGCGCUGAAGGCAGUAGCAGCAAGUGGCGAUGAGCAAGGUAAAGCGGAUUUGGAACAAGAAAAUGCUAACCUGAAGUUGGAGCUGUCGUCUUUGCCGGAGCUGAGGAAAGAGCUGGAGACUCUGAGAGCCAGAGUGACUGAACUCAGCCAGCUCACAGCUGAUCAGAAAAUACUCCCAGAUGCUUCUAGCUCAGCCUCUCAGCCUGAUGACAAAGAUAGUCAGAGGAACCAGAAAGCAGCUGCACCAGAGAGGAAAAAGGACUCAAACGAAGGGGGAAAGCUGAAGGAGGAGCUCCAGCGGCAGAAAGUUCUUUUGGAGGAGAGCAAGAAAAGACUGGACGGGAUGAAAAAAGAUGGAGGUGACAGAAAACGAGUGAGGGACAACUUGGAGGAGAUCCAGAAGAAACUCUCGGAACAAGUUGAGAGGUGGGGGAAGAAGAAGCCGCACGAGUCCAAAUGGAAAGGGAACAAAGGCAAGAACGACCACUGGAAGAAAGAGGAGAAGAAGGAGUGGAGAGGAGAGAAAGACUGGAAGCACAGCAAAGAAGGAGGAUGGAGGGACAAAGAGGAGAAGAAGGAGAAGGAGUGGAAGUCUCAGAAGCAAAACUCUCACAAAGAAGCCUGGAGGAAACACCAGGAUGAGUGGGAGAGGAAGAAGGACGAGCGUAAGAUGGACAGAGAGCAGCGGAGGAAGGAGAAACCGUGGCACAGCAAGCCCGGAAAAACCUCCCAUCAUCAGCACCAACAUCACCAUCACCAGCCUCGCCAGCCUCAUCAGUACCACAACAGCGACUUCUGGAGAGACCAGGAACAGAAGCUCCAACGCAACGUCCGCCCUCAGCUGGGCUGCACAUCCGUGGACGAAUGCGCCAGCAAGGAGGGGCUCUACCCGGUGGAGCUGUCCGAGUUCGAGGAGCUGCUGGAGGGCUACCUGAGCAAGCUGGAGGGCUCCUCACCGGAGAGCAAGGACAAGAUCAGGAAGCUGACCACGGAGUUCUUCGAGGACGGCGUCUUUAUCCACGACAGGGUUCUUUUUAGCGACUUUGCCGAGGACGUGGCGGACAUUCUGGAAGACAUGGUGGACGUUUUAGAGGACCACGGCAAGAAGGACGACGACUCCCUGGAGGAGGAGAUGGAGGAGUUUGAACGAGAAGCCCUGUGGAAGUUUGCCGCCACGGCUUAAAAAAAACAGACAGAGAGGAGAGGAGUAAAAUCCAGCUUGAAGAUACAGCACAAGUGGUUGUUUUCUAGGACAUUUCUUGCCUACCUUCUCCUCUUCAGAGCUGUAAUUGUAGUAGCUUCUGGUACAGAGUGGUUGUGCCUCUCAUAAAUGUGUCCCUUUGAGUCUCUAAUUAUAAGCUAGACUUGUAUUUGUCAUUUUGGACUUAGUUGUUGUUACCUACCUCUGUCAGGUCAUGCCUCCUAAAGCAAAGUCCUUCAGUAACGUGUCGUGUGAAUCCUCCUCUGCUACUUAGUGCUCUACAUAGUGCAUGUUGAAGUCAUGAUGUAAAUUUAAACUGAUAAUAUUCAAAUCACACACAGAAAACAAAGUCUUAAGGUGAUGGUAUAUGCAAAUAAUUCUGCUUGGCAGCAGUGCAUAGGAUAAAUCAGAAAAGUUUCUAUAGUAUUACACAAGUUCACGUCAGUAACAGAAAAAACCUGUUUAAUUGACUGUUAAAUACCUUUCUGUCAUUUGAUUCGAUGUGUUUUGUGGGAAAACCACCGACCUCCUCUCCAAGCAGGUUAAAACAAAUGCUAAGACGUUUUUGCAGAUACCAUUCGCCUCAAGUCAGGUGUAACUGUCCAAUCCCAGAGGAUGAGAUCCCGGUUCUUUCAGUGAUAAGAAUCAUAUCAGGUCAGACCAGUUUUGUGUCAGCAGCUGACUGCAGACCGUUUGAUUUUCUAGACGUGAAAGACUUUUCAUCCUCUGAAUCCAAACUGUCAGUUGAUGGCAGAUGUGUGGAACAAACCGGGAGAUAGUUUGUUAAAAAAAAAGUCAGUGCUGCUCGAAAUACAAAAAGCAAUAGGACAAAGUUAUAGCCAUAGUUCAAUUGAUAACCGCUAAACCACUUUAGCACUUUUCUCAGACAUUUGAGGAACAAAUUUUUUCACUUUUCAUUUCCAUUUUGUUCUUUUUAAAACCAUUCUUUAGUAUCUUUUUGUAAAAAAGCCAUGGGGACCUCUGACACAUGAUCUACUUUUAGAGGUUAGUGAUCUGUAGUAAUCCCUGAAGAGUUUCUUUAGUUAAUUUCAUUCAGAUUGGCAACCAAACCACUAUUUUUUUCUUUGCGUUUGUUUCACAAAUGAUAUGAAUUGAUAUGCAUGAUUUAGAUGAAAUUAUUUGGGUUCAGGAAAAAAGAAAAACAAAAAAGAUGUUGCAUUUCACUUUAUUUUUCAAAUUUCUUAGUUGAAUAAGCCCAGCAGAGAUGAGACAAAACAGCACAAAGCAGAGUACUGCAGUAUUUUUAGUGAAGUUUUUGUUUUACUUUCCGAUUCAGAUUCGAUGUUUCCGUCUUUGCGUGGAAGUGAAGUUAAAAUAGACAGAUUGUGAUUGUUGGCUUCCAUUUUUCAGUGAUUGAAAGAAGCUUUGAAGUGUUUCAUGUUUAUUUAUUCUGUCACUACACUGCAGCUCUUUUCUUAUUUUUAUCCAGAAGAACCACAGACUUUGUCCCACGCCGCGUAUGUUGAAUGUGGAAAAAAAUGGUUUUCAUUUCUUUUUGGUUUUCAGAAUUUUUAGCUCGCCAGCUACUGCUUAUGUGCCUUUAUUAAGUAUCUAAAUAUCCUAGACUGAACAAGAGGUCUUUGAUUUCAUUUGCUUGUGCAAGAUUAAGAAGUUUACACUACUUGGGGUUUUCCUGCUGUUUAUCGGGCAGAGAGUGAAUGUCGUAGAGUUUACACAUUAAGUGUUGAACCGAUUUUUCGUUGAAACUUUCUCUGCUGUUUGUAGAGGGCAACGUUUUUUUCUGAAGGUUUCUAGACCAAAGUGAUGGAAAGAAAGCAUACUGUAAUCUCAACAUAUGAAUCCUUUAAAAGAGAGUCUAAUCAAUAUUUGAGAAGUAUUUUUUGUCUUUGUGGGACAACAGUGGCUGGAUGUAAUUGAUCCCUGAAUGAUCUCUUAUUUCUCCCAUCAUCAGUUAUGUCCUCUUUUAGGGAAGUCAGUGUUAAGUUCAAUAAAUUUUUCACCAUUAA